AUGGGGUUCGAGCAGCAAAGGCAAGAGGUCGUUGUGGAUCAUCUACAUGCUCAGAGAGGCCUUCUCCAACACCCACUGGUGCAACUGCAACAAUCCCAAAGGUCAUCAUGUCAAUCACGACUACUAGAGACAAAUACAAAUAUUACUCGACAAAAACCCGAUAUCAGCUUCGUGUAUUCUCGUCUCCAAGAUGGCAAUGAAAUCAUGAAUAAUCACGGAGGGUUGUCGAAUUACUUGAAGAUGAAGGAGAGGUCGGACUGUAACAAUUUGUCGUCAGAUUCAGAAGGUGUUAUUGAUCUGGAAUUCACUCUUGGAAGGCCAACACACCAUCAGGAUGAAUCAUCAAGAGAGUUAACUCUUCUCAAGUGUUAAUUAAAUAAAAAUGUUCAAUAAUUUAAUUAGUACUAACCAUUAGAGCUUUCCAUUUUUGAACUAUGUAAUGUACUUCUCACUACUAGUCUUGCAUGAUAUAUACAUUUGGUAGGAAAGAUUUUCUGUCGUGAAGGAAUGGGAUAAAUGUAUGCAUGUGUUUUGGAAGGAAGGAGACAUUAGCUUCAGUCCAAAGAAUUGAUGACAAGCGUCUUUGUUUGAUGUCAUAUUCAGUGCAAGCUAGCUACCUAGCUAAGAGGGUUAAAGAGACUGAUGAAGAGUAAAAGAACUAAAAUGGGUGGUGUUGUUUCAGGGCAUGGACCAUAACAUGUGCAUAUUGGUCAGGUGGGUCUACAUUCAUAUGAGAGACUAUCAUGACAUGACAUUGUUCUCAGAUCCUAUUUGCAUUUUGCAUCUGUCUACCUAUAUA
Arachis stenosperma is the source of this 799-nucleotide messenger RNA. RefSeq lists its product as uncharacterized. Lineage: Eukaryota; Viridiplantae; Streptophyta; Magnoliopsida; Fabales; Fabaceae. Bases 1 to 372 code for a protein of 123 amino acids. The record is from RefSeq and is a predicted model, not a curated record. The transcript is spliced from 3 exons.